AUGGUUAUUAUCCGGAUAUGGCCGAUUUUAGCGUUUGAUUUAAUGUUGGCUCCAGUCGAUCCGUGCAGCAUCAUCGCAUUGUCGCUUCAAGGAGGCCGAGGCAGAUUCUGGGUCGUUGAAGCCGAUCUAUCUGGAGGUAUAAAAUUUCUGAAAUCACGCCGCGGGAAGAUAAUAAUGAUGGUGAACACGUUUCCGUUUUGCGAAGAAUCUAAAUUGAGGGAUAAGGUGAUAUGGCGGUGUACAUCGAAGAAGACUAACUGUAAGGCUCGAAUUCAUAUGCUGGGCUCUAGUGUGGUGGCCGUGAAGGGUAUGCACAAUCACCCGCCGCGCGCGCCUGCGCCGUGCUUGCCCACUCGCAGGUCCAGCGCACGCAAGCACCUCGACGCUCCCCCCCCACCGCAACAAAUGCUGCCUGUCGCUUCAAUGGAUCCACUAACGUUAUAGUCCUCCAAUAUCAAACGAACAAUUAUGUUAAUUUUUCAAUUAUUUAAUUCAAUUAUUGUAUUCUAAUAAGAUUAUGUGAUAGACAAACAAGACAAUACCUUGUUACUGCCCUUAUUAGAUAUAUACGAUCUACUGUUGAUGCAUUAAUAAGUUUUCUAAUGUUUUUUUAUAUUUCAAUUUCAUUCCAUAAUGUGUGAACGCUUGAUUUUUAGGAUUGGUAAAGAGGUUUAAUUAAUUAGUUUGCGUGUAGCAUUUGUAUUUCGAAUCUUUAAAAAAUUGGAAUUAAAUAAUAAAAUAGGCAUAUUAGUUAGAUACCUAUAAAACUAUAUAACGAUGUUGUGCUGAUUGGAUGUUAAAAUUUCAUUCCAUGACAAAUUGUGACUAACGAAAAUCGGUAAAAUUACAUAACAUUUUCAAUGAAAUAUAUUUAUGUAUUGUACCUUAAUAUUUUCAAGUCGGUGUUAUUUCGACAUAAAGAAAUAAUAACAGGCAUAGGUGACAGUGUGCGUGUACAACACGCUCUUAGUUUGCCACGUUGGUGCUUACGCAGCGGUUGAUAUAUUCAUAUUUUAUGUAAAUUUUAAGAUUUUGUGAUCAAUACUUUUUAAAAGUAUGAUUGAGUUUUUAUUGCUCAGUACAUACCUCGAUGAAUACCGUAUGUUUUGAAUUUGGUUAGUUUUUUUUUAUAUAUCAAAUUGUAAAGCAUAUUUUGAGUAGUAAAAACAUGGAAUUGCGAUAAGUGAAAAUAUGAGGAUUAUUCUAUACAUUGUUAAUUACACUUUUGAUCGUUUGACAUAGUUAGUUUUUAUACGUACUUAUGAUAUUAAUAUUAUGUACUUGAUUUGUAUCUCAAAAUCAAGCUCAAGUGCCUUUUUUGAAAGUGAAGGGACCAUUGUCAAUUUAUAUUAUCGAUAUACUAAAACAUUCCUUAUGUAAGUCUCCUCCAAUAUUUAGUGGGGCUUUAUAUUUUUUAUUAAUGUAUUUGUAAUUUUUUAUAACUUUAUAUUGAUUUAGUAUAAGGUCGUUAUAUUUUGUGAAAAGUAUUAAGUCUGUAAGAUUCAUUAAAUAAGUUUAAAUAUUUGUAGUUGUUUAGUUCUUUAAUUUAUUAACUUUCCGUAUUUAUGGAGAUAUUUCAAUAUGAUAAUUCAAGAUAUUGUGUUAUUUUCUGGAAAUAUAAUCUUUACUGCAAUGUUGUUACAUUAAUGUGUAUGUGAUUAUGUAAUUCGAUUAGUGUGCGUCGACUGAAAUAAUGACAAUUACAUUGGUAGGCUACAUUUGUAUGGCGGUGGCCUUUUAAAAGUACAAAAUCUUCAUAGGAUGAUUGGUGGAUGAUAAUGAAAACAUUUCUGGUUAUAGGUCGUUUGGUAAUCUUUUAGGCAUCAAACUUUUUUUCGUAAUAUUAGUUAUAAUAUAAAUUUGCAUAAAUUUAUAAUUUUGUAA
Molecule: messenger RNA, 1884 nt
Organism: Diatraea saccharalis (sugarcane borer)
Lineage: Eukaryota; Metazoa; Arthropoda; Insecta; Lepidoptera; Crambidae
Source: the annotation of a GenBank genome assembly